CCUGUCAAAACCACCUCCUCGAAGCCCUUAUUGCAGUGCGUCGCACAGCUUUCCAUGGUGGGCAUACACAAUGGAGUCUGAAAUAACAAAACUACUCUGCGCAAAUUAUGGAUCAAUGAAUGUCGAUGAAUUAACAGCCAACCUUUCUUUUGGCGAUUUCAGUGAGCUGUGGAAUGUGAUUGUCAAUCGAGAAAGAUUUUCUAUUGCAGUUGUUGACGGAGAGCGAACGCUUAUAGCAAAAACCACAGUUCGACUCUGUAUGUCCAAAGAUUGUCACGGGUGUAUCAAAUUACACCUAUGUAAACGAUUUUUAUUAGGAGUUUGUCACAGAUGUGUGUGUCGCUUUGGACAUGACCUCUUCACCGUUCAAAAUGCCAUGGUCCUGAGAGAAAAUGGUUUAAAGGACCUGGACAGAGAUGAACUUUGCACCUUGUUACUCUUGAAUGACAACUCACUUUUACCCCAUGUGUGUCACUCCUACAACAACGGUGUGGGAGAGUAUGGGAAGUGCCCUGAUGGUGAGAACUGCAGGAGGAUGCACAUCUGUGAGAACUAUCUCCGCGGCGCAUGCAGCUGUCCACGGGCGCAUGAUUUCUUCGAGCCCCACCCUCUGAAGACCCUGCAGGACAGAGGAGUCCCCAACCACAUCAUUGGACGCAUCAAGUCCAUCUACACCAGCAUCGAGGCUCUGAGACACCAGGAUCGGGCAGAACACGGCAAUCGCCAUCGACCAUCAGCCGGGGCCGCACGAGCAGACAACAGGGGACCGAACAGAGGGACGCAGAGGGGGAAAGAGAUAUGUUUGUUCUAUGUCAAGGGCAGCUGCAUACAUGGCGACAGGUGCUUUAAGGUCCACUCCACCCUGCCAUACCAGUGGGAGGUGAAAGAGGGGACGCAGUGGACAGCCCGACCCAACAACAAGGAGAUUGAGAAAGACUACUGUGACCCAUCAAAGACAUACAGUCAGGGACUGGAGCCGGUGUGUUUUGAUGACAUGACCUGCGACCUGAAUGCAGCCAGACGUCUGUCAACCAUCUCGUCCGUCCUCCAGCCCAACUUCAUCCUCACUACUGAGUGGCUGUGGUACUGGCAGGAUGAGUCUGGAAACUGGAUCCAGUAUGCUGCAGCAAGUGGAGCCCUCAGGACGGCCAGCAUCACCAGUGAGGAUCUGGAACAGAGGUUCCAAAGUGACGACAAGUCAGACAUGGACUUCACCGCAGGGUCUCAGAGCUACACUCUCAGUUUCAAAGACAUGAUGCAGACAAACAAGAAAUAUGGUACCAAAAGACCUGUGAGAAGACGGCCCAAAUUUGUGUCUUCGUCUGAUGCACAAACAAUCAAAACCAGCAAAAGAAUGCCCAACAAUCAAUCCAAUUUCAAAGCCUUACCAGGACACUGGGACAAGGGUCAAACUCCUGACACAGGAUUCAAGAAAGUUCUCCUCCAAACGUCAGCAUUUGAGUACAAAGAGAUGGAGCAGCUUUUCACCAGUACUGUCAGAGACCUACGCAUUCACAAGAUCGAGAGGAUUCAGAACCAAGCGCUUUGGGAGGUCUUUCAGUGGCAAAGAGAUCUGAUGAAGAAGAGCAAUGGAGGAAAUAAUCCAACAGAGAAGAAGCUCUUCCACGGCACAGACUCCAAGUACAUCGAUGCUAUCUGUCACAGCAACUUUGAUUGGAGGAUCUGUGGAACGCAUGGGACUGCAUUUGGAAAAGGGAGCUACUUUGCCAGGGAUGCCAAAUACUCUCACAGCUACACAGGCCAGUCAUCUGUCAAGUCCAUGUUCGUGUGUCGUGUGUUGGUGGGAGACUACACCAGAGGAGACUCCAGCUACCUCCGCCCUCCCUCCAAAGAUGGAGGAGACACCGUCUUCUACGACAGCUGUGUAGACAACGCAACAAACCCCUCCAUCUUUGUGGUGUUUGAGAAACACCAGGUCUACCCAGAAUACCUCAUCACGUAUGGCAAUCAUGUCCAGGACUUGCUAUACCAGCCAUACAACCAACCAGUCCCAGUGUCAUCCUCAGUGACCAUAAAGUAUAGUCCAAACCAGCUAUCCAGGCCCACCUCCCAUCCAGUCACACCUUCAGCUCUAGUUUCUGUCCCAGCCCCAUUCUUAGCUCCAGUACCUGAUCAACGUUCAACCCCAUCCCCAGCUCCAACCCUUGCAGGAGCCCCAGAUCUAUUCACAGCCUCAGUCCCAGCCCUUGCACGAGCCCUACAUCUAGUCUCAGUCCCAGCCCCAGAUCCAAGCCUUGCACGAGCCCCACAUCUAGUCAAAGCCCCAUUCUCAGCUCCAACCCUUGCACAAGCCCCACACCUGUUCACAACCCCACCCUCAGCCCCAGCCCUUGCACUAGCUGCACAUCUAGUCACAGCCUCAGCUCCAACCUUUGCACAAGCCUCACAUCUAGUAACAGCCCCAGCCUCAGCCCUUGCACGAGCCCCCCAUCUAGUCACAGCCCCAGCCUCAGCCCCAGGCCUUGCACGAGCCCCACAUUUAGUCACAGCCCCAGCUGCAACCCUUGCACGAGCCAAACUUCUAUUCCCAGCCCCAGCCUCAACUCGUGCACUUGCACAAGCCCCAGGCCCUGCCCCAGCCUUACGUACCACAGUGUCUCCCUCCCACGAUAGUCAGAUGGAGAAAGAUGCCCAGCUGGCCAGACGUCUCCAGCUGAUAUACAACUUUCUACCAACAGACUAAUUCUCAACAACAGCCUCAACCUCAGCCUCAGGUACCACAGAGUCCUCCCCCAACAAUAGUCAGAUAGAGCAAGAUGACGAGCAGCCCAGACUCAGACUGAGAUACAACGUUUUGUCCCGGACUUCAGCCCCAGACCCAAAGCCCUCUCGGGAUCCCUGGGAUUUUUUCAAGGGUUUUUAGGAAACAUCAACCAAAUCCAUGCCUCCAUGUUGUUUACAUUUUCAUUUUUGUGAUUUCAGGUGCAAUGAUGCUCUCAACGUGCCUAACUCUAUAUUAUGGAUUGUUGAAAUAAAUAUAAGUAAUCAAAUUAAAAUGCA
Molecule: messenger RNA, 3021 nt
Organism: Hypomesus transpacificus
Lineage: Eukaryota; Metazoa; Chordata; Actinopteri; Osmeriformes; Osmeridae
Product: protein mono-ADP-ribosyltransferase PARP12-like
Exons: 12
Coding region: 71-2704 (877 amino acids)
Molecular function (GO): NAD+ poly-ADP-ribosyltransferase activity; metal ion binding
Source: RefSeq, a predicted model, not a curated record